CCGCCCAGCCCCGCGGAGCCGCAGCAGCGCCGUCAAUCAGCGUCGCCCCCGCUCCGUCCUCCCCUCCCGCACGCCUCGGCGCGCUGCAUCGGGCUCGGUGACAGCAGCGAGCUGAGCGCGGCGGGAGACUCCGCUCCCUGCCGGCACCGAGAGUCGGGCGCGGCGGCGGCGGGGCUGGCGGGGCUGCCGAAGCAUGCGGAGCCAUGGGCCAGGGCUGCGGACACUCCAUCCUCUGCCGGAGCCAGCCGUACCAGGCGGCCGCAUCUGACAUCCGCGGGUUCCUGCGGGCGGGGGACGCCGCUCCCGGCCCCGAGGCGCUACAGGAUGCUCUGCUGAGCCUGGGCGCUGCCCUUGAUGCCACCACCCUGCGGGAUGCCCUCCGCCACGCCCUCGUCACUCUGCUGCCUGCUGUGGAGCACGUCUAUAUCUACCUGCUGGAUGGGGAUGCACGGCUGCUCUGCGAUGACCCCCCCCACGAGCUGCCGCCCAACGGGAAGCUCAGGGAUGCUGUGCAGAAGCAGAAGCGGCUGGAAUGUGCGGGGCUGCUCCCUGCUGAGCUCCCUGGCCGGCACCUGGGACCCCUGGCAGCCCCCCUGGCCCCUGGCACACAAGUGCUCAUCAUCCCGCUGGUGGACAAGAACAGUGGGGCCGUGGUCUGUGUCAUCCUGGUGCACUGUGGCCAGCUGAGUGACUCAGACGAGCAGAAUCUGCGGGCGCUGGAGAGACACGCCCUGGUGGCGUUCCGGCGCCUGCAAGCCCUGCAGAAGCUGCAGCCCUGGCCCCAGGUCAGCCUCUCCACCAGCUCUUCCCAGACCUCGCUGGCCAAGCCCGAGAAGGCGCCUGGCAGCAGCUACAGUGACCUGGACUGCAAGAUCCUACAGCUCUGUGGUGAGCUGUAUGACCUGGAUGCCGCCUCGCUGCAGCUCAAAGUCAUCAACUACCUGAAGCAGGAGACCCAGUCUCUGUGCUGCUGCCUCCUGCUCGUCUCUGAGGACAACCACCAGCUCUUCUGCCAGGUGGUGGGAGACCGUGUCCUGGAUGAGGAAAUCAGCUUUUCACUCACCUUUGGACGCCUGGGGCAGGUGGUGGAGGACAAGAAGCCCAUCACCUUGAAGGACAUCAGUGAGGAGGAGCACAAGCAGCUGAGCAGCAUGCUGGGCUGCGAGGUCACCUCCAUGCUCUGUGUCCCUGUCAUCAGCCGGGCCACCUCCCAGGUGGUGGCACUGGCCUGCGCCUUCAACAAACUGAGCGGGGAGAGCUACACAGACACGGAUGAGCACAAGAUCCAGCACUGCUUCUGCUACACCUCCACGGUGCUCACGAGCACCCUGGCCUUCCAGAAGGAGCAGAAGCUCAAGUGUGAGUGCCAGGCCCUGCUGCAGGUGGCCAAGAACCUCUUCACCCACUUGGAUGAUGUCUCUGUCCUGCUGCAGGAGAUCAUUACGGAGGCCCGGAACCUCAGCAAUGCUGAGAUAUGCUCUGUGUUCCUGCUGGACCGGCUCAGCCAUGAGCUGGUGGCCAAGGUGUUCGAUGGUGGAGUGGUGGAUGAUGAGAGCUAUGAGAUCCGCAUCCCAGCAGACCAGGGUAUUGCUGGCCACGUGGCCACCACUGGCAAGAUCCUGAACAUCAAGGAUGCCUACUCACACCCUCUCUUCUACCGUGGGGUGGACGACAGCACCGGCUUCCGCACCCGCAACAUCCUCUGCUUCCCCAUCAAGAAUGAGAGCCAGGAGGUCAUUGGUGUGGCAGAGCUGGUCAACAAGAUCAAUGGCCCUUGGUUCAGCAAGUUCGACGAGGACCUGGCCACUGCCUUCUCCAUCUACUGCGGGAUCAGCAUCGCCCAUUCCCUGCUGUACAAGAAGGUGAAUGAGGCGCAGUACCGAAGCCACCUGGCCAAUGAGAUGAUGAUGUACCACAUGAAGGUGUCUGAUGAUGAAUACACCAAACUGCUGAGCGAGGGCAUCCAGCCUGUGUCCACCAUUGACCCCAACUUUGCCAGCUUCACCUACACGCCACGCUCGCUGCCUGAGGACGAUACCUCCAUGGCCAUCCUGAGCAUGCUGCAGGACAUGAAUUUCAUCAAUACCUACAAGAUGGACCGUCAGACACUCACCAGGUUCUGCCUGAUGGUGAAGAAGGGGUACCGUGACCCUCCCUACCAUAACUGGAUGCACGCAUUCUCCGUCUCCCACUUCUGCUACCUGCUCUACAAGAACCUGGAGCUCGUUAACUACCUGGAAGACAUCGAGAUCUUUGCCCUCUUCAUCUCCUGCAUGUGCCAUGACCUGGACCACAGAGGCACAAAUAACUCCUUCCAGGUGGCCUCGAAAUCUGUCCUGGCUGCGCUCUACAGUUCAGAGGGCUCUGUCAUGGAGAGGCAUCACUUUGCCCAAGCCAUUGCUAUCCUCAAUAGCCAAGGCUGCAACAUCUUUGACCACUUCUCCCGAAAGGACUACCAGCGCAUGCUGGACUUGAUGCGGGACAUCAUCCUGGCCACUGACCUGGCCCAUCACCUCCGCAUCUUCAAGGACCUCCAGAAAAUGGCAGAAGUGGGAUAUGACCCCAAGAACAAGCAGCACCGCAGCCUGCUGCUCUGCCUGCUCAUGACCUCCUGUGACCUCUCUGACCAGACCAAGGGCUGGAAGACCACCAGGAAGAUUGCAGAGCUGAUCUACAAGGAGUUCUUCUCCCAGGGUGACCUGGAGAAGGCCAUGGGGAACAGCCCUCUGGAGAUGAUGGACCGGGAGAAAGCCUACAUCCCUGAGCUGCAGAUCAGCUUCAUGGAGCACAUUGCCAUGCCCAUCUACAAAUUGCUGCAGGAUCUCUUCCCCAAGGCAGCGGAGCUCUACGAGCGGGUGGCCAGCAACCGGGAGCAGUGGACCAAGGUCUCCCACAAGUUCACCAUCCGGGGGCUGCCCAGUAACAACUCUCUGGACUUCCUGGAUGAGGAAUACGACCCCCAGGCCCCUGACCCCCAGCUCAAUGGCUGCCUGGAACCUGAGGCGGGGCAGCCCCCCGAGGCUGGGGCCGAGUGAGGGAGGCGACGGGGGGGCCACAGCCAUGGCUGGGCCAGGAGCAUCCCCAAGCCUCAUCCCCCAGCCUGUGGGGAGGAGGUUUGGGGGGUAUCAGUGACUCUGGACUACCACGGCAAGGGCUGUGUGCUGCCAGCACCCACCAGCGGUCCUUCCCCACCACUGGGUGACUGUCUCCUCCCUCCGGGGCAGGUUCAGGUGUCCUGUCCACCCAGUGGUCCCUGGGACACUGCCUUGGUGGCUGGGAGCACCAAGGGACACAGUGGGGCUGGGGGAUGGAUGUGCUUUAAGCUGCCUUAAGACUGCAGGUCCUGUCCCCAUGGGAUGACAGUAGCAAUGAUAUCCUUGGUGGAAGCACCCACAGAGGGGUUGGUCACCAUGACAUGGGUGUGCACGGGUUAGCAGGACAGAGGGGGAUGGUGUGGGGAUGGCAGGGGGCAGUGGGAGAGCUGUGGGGCGGCUGUAGAGCAUAUGGGGGGUGUUGCCAUGGACCAUGGAAGAAGCUCCAGCUGGAGGAGGGAAGAGACACCAGAGUGGGAUGGCCACGACCAUGGGGAUGUGCUUGCAUCCCCUGCAGGGUUCCACACCAGAGAACCAGCUCCAGCCUCUUCCUAACAGCCCCCCUUGAUGCUGAUGCUGAGCAUCUGUUGGCUGAAAGCCCCACCUCUCUAGGACCCCUGAACCCACUCACCCCUGGAAGGGCUCACAUCUCUCACACAGCCCUGCAACCACACAGCCACGUCCCCUACAAGGGCUACACACCUGCCAAGGCUGGGGGUCCUACUGCUGGUUUGCAUGCAGAGGGGAGGCUGUGCUCCACAGGGGGUCCAUCUGGUCCCAUCCAUGUCCUUGCCGUGUCCCCACUGCGUAGGUGUUCCUCUGAGGUGUCCACCCAGGAGCCUCCUCACUGCAGCAGCUUCUCUGGUGACCGUGCUGUGAGCAUCCCUAGCUCACGGUGGCUUCACAACUCCUGCCAUGCCAACCUCUGUGCACGGAUCCUGCUGACAUUUCGGGAUCCCUCUGGUCUUGCAGACCACUGGGCAUGAACCUCAAUGGUCUCCUGUGGUCCUUCUAGUCCUGCAGACCACCAUGCAUGGACCCUGCCAUUUCCUGUGGUCCCUGCAGUCCAACUUGGCACCAUGUAUGGAUUCUGUUGGUCUACCAUGGUUGAUCUGGUCAUGCAUGGACCCUA
Molecule: messenger RNA, 4224 nt
Organism: Oenanthe melanoleuca
Lineage: Eukaryota; Metazoa; Chordata; Aves; Passeriformes; Muscicapidae
Gene: PDE2A
Product: phosphodiesterase 2A
Exons: 31
Coding region: 204-3035 (943 amino acids)
Biological process (GO): negative regulation of receptor guanylyl cyclase signaling pathway; regulation of mitochondrion organization; cGMP catabolic process
Cellular component (GO): perinuclear region of cytoplasm; nucleus; mitochondrial outer membrane
Molecular function (GO): 3',5'-cyclic-GMP phosphodiesterase activity; 3',5'-cyclic-AMP phosphodiesterase activity; 3',5'-cGMP-stimulated cyclic-nucleotide phosphodiesterase activity
Source: RefSeq, a predicted model, not a curated record